AUGAUUGUGGUUCUCUUGGAUUUGAUUGAUUGUGAUAAAGUACAAAUAAAUGGUAAUAUAGAAAUAUUGAAAGAUAAUCUGGAUGCAUAUCUUGUUCAAAUACCAAUAUUUGAUAUUGAACAAUUAAAUAAACCACCGACAAAAAAAUUUGCAUUAAAAUCAAAUUAUAUUGCAGCAGCAGCUAGUGAUCGAUUUAUUCUUGCCUAUGAUCAUCCAUCAUUAGUUUUAUUUAAUUCUGAUACAGAAUUAAAUCGUGUUAAAUUAAAUAAUAAUGAAGCUGAAGUUUAUGAUAUAUGUUGGUCAGAAACAUUAUGUGCAUUUCUUAUUCUAAGUCUUCGUUCAUUAUAUAUGUAUGAUCCAUUAUCAUCAGGAUUAAAACAAAUUGAACAAAUAAAACUUGCUGAAGGUGAAAAUAUUUGGUCAAUAACAGCCUAUCAAAAUGAUUUAUUUAUUUCUUAUUUAUCAGGUGAUUAUAUAAUUGAAUGUCGAUCAUUACCAUCAUGGAAAAUAUUAAAACGAUGGAAAAAACAUGAUAUUUGUGAUAAAGAUGAUGUUUAUAUUCAUUGUAUUCGUACGAAUGAUAUUUAUUUGGGAAUGACAAUUAAACAAGGAAAUAAAACAUGGAAAUUUGGUAUAUUUGAUCAUCAAAUGACAAAAAUACGUCAGUUACAAAUUGAUAAACAAAUUGAUCAUAUAAAUACGUGUAUGUUAACACCAAUUUCAAAUCAAAAAUGGUUAACAAUUAAUAGUAGUUUAAAAAAAAUUUCAUUUAUAGAUGAGAGUACUAAUCAAAUUAAACAAAUUAAUAAAAAUGUAAAUAUUGGCUUUUAUUUUGGUAAACAAUUAUUUGUUUUACGAACAACAGAUGGUCUAGAAUUUUAUGAAUUAUAA
Molecule: messenger RNA, 891 nt
Organism: Didymodactylos carnosus
Lineage: Eukaryota; Metazoa; Rotifera; Eurotatoria; Philodinida; Philodinidae
Source: the annotation of a GenBank genome assembly